Aegilops tauschii subsp. strangulata is the source of this 6021-nucleotide messenger RNA. RefSeq lists its product as uncharacterized. Gene Ontology annotation, molecular function: tRNA (guanine) methyltransferase activity; RNA binding. The record is from RefSeq and is a predicted model, not a curated record. NCBI's taxonomy places the organism in Eukaryota, Viridiplantae, Streptophyta, Magnoliopsida, Poales, Poaceae. Gene Ontology annotation, biological process: tRNA methylation.
AGUAGAGCAGCCGAUUUUCCCGGCCCGGCCCAAACUCUCCAAAACCACCGCUUUUGGUUUGGUUUCUCCCUUCCCUCCGGCCGGCGCCGCCACCACCCACCCGCCAUGGCGCUCGCCGCCCUCGAGAGCUGCUUCCGCGCCGUCCCGCCAGAGGCCGUCGCCGCCGUCGUCGACUGCGUCCUCGCCUCCUCCUCCCCCUCCUCCGCCUCGCCCUCCGAGCUCUUCCUCUCGCUCCUCGACUCUUUCCCCAAGGUGCAGGACGGCGGCCACGGCCAUGCCGCCGCCCUCUCCCACGCCGCCGCGCUCUGCCAUCUGCUCCCCCGCCUCGGCGACGACCCCAGGGACGCCCUGCGCACGCUGCUCUGGAGGGUCUUCCUGCCGCUCCUCCGCCGGGAGGACGCCCAGCCCAGCCGGCUCCAGCAGCAGGCGGCCGCGCUCAUGUGCGACGCCGUCUCCCGCGCCCGGUCCUGGGACCUGCUCGGAGCCACCGUCCUGCCCUUCUGCGUCCGGUCCUGCGCUGCUGCGAUGGCUUUGCCCACCACCCACCAGUAUGACGGUGACGACUCCAUUGUGUACUGCUACCACUGGGAUGCUGUCGCCCCGGAUGAUGGGCUGUCAGGGGAGGCAGGGCUGCUGCCGCUCUCCAGGGCCACCGCGCUCCUGGCGUCGUUGCUGGGAGACGCGCUGAAGAGGAGAAGGGAGGCCCAUGAGGAGGGCGCCGACGCUUCGCUUGAUGCAUUGGUGCGGAAUUUGACCUGGGACAUGUCUAGGCUGGUGCUCAAGAUGUUUGACCUCUGCCAAGAGUAUCGGUCCUGCGCCACCCGGGCCCUCCUGCAGCCUGUGCUGACUUCACUAGCAGAUGUUUCUUGCGUCACCGUCGAGUUCGGUGCGGUCCAGCUUAAGCUAUCUAGGUCUGGUUUCUUGGAGUCCAUUUGGAACUCCUGUGUCUCUCUGUUCUCUCUUGGCCGCCCUGAGCGGUUGGAUGCGUACGAUAUACUCUCUCUGUACUUCUCGGUGUUGAAAUCGGGACAUCAGGGUGCUAUCCCAGGAGCUGACGAGGUCCAGAACUUUGAUCUAAGGAAUGUCGCUGAAUUUUGGGAUGAACUACGCAGGGGGCUGGUUGACAAGGAUUCUUCAGUAAGGAAGCAGGCCUUUUACGUCUUGAAAACAUCGCUAAGCAUAUUUUCUUUUGGAAAUGAUGGGAGCCAGCGAUGCUCUGGCAGGAGCCCAGCUGCUUUGCCUGGUCAAGACAAAUCAAAUGCCGCUGUGACAAAAAAAGAAAGGUGGGCUAACAAAGAGGCCAAGUCCCUAGGUGUUGAAGAAAUCAAGCAAUCAGAUGAACAAUGUUCAAGUGGUCAAGACCGAUGGAAGGUCUUUCUGUUACUCUAUGAGAUGCUCCAGGAGUUUGGGACACAUUUGGUUGAGGCAGCCUGGACACACCAGGUACUGUUAUUGUUUGAGUCUACCCCACAGAGUGACUAUUUGAAUCACACAUCAUACAGAGCUUUUCAUGCUCAGAUGGAAUCCGUGGAAGGAAUUUUCAACUGGAUGACGGUACUGUGGGAGCGUGGGUUUACUCAGGAUAAUCCUCAAGUGCGGUGCCUCGUAAUGCAAUCCUUUUUGGAUAUUGAAUGGGAACGUUACAAAGGCUACGCCCAAAUGGUCCCUAGAGGCUUUGUUCUUGGCCCUCUCAUACGUGGUUUGAACGAUGUAGUUCAUCAUAAGGAUUUUGGUGUCGGUGGUGUCUAUAAUUCAGAAGCCAUAAAAGGUGCAGAGAGGUUUUUCAGCAAUUAUGCCCGGAAAUUGACGAUACGUGAGCGUUUACAUCUGGUUUGGAGUCUGGCAUCUGCUGCUAAACAAGAUUCAUUUGGCCGACCAGGACUAAUGACUCUUGCAUUCUGUAUUGCGUCAUGCGCUUGUCAGUCAGAUACACAUGACUUACCAUGUGGGUCUGCUGUAAACGAAUUGGCCAAAUGCAACGGAGAUACAUCUAUAGCAGUCAAUACUGUGGAUUUUUUAGAUGCCUUAUGGAUUCUUAGUGAGAGGAGUAAACACCACUUUAAUCCAAAGUAUCGCCUAAAAGUUUGUGAACAGGUUAUCAAAGCCGUAGCAUCGUUGACAAGUGCAGCUGAAAUUCCACUCAAUCAGCUUUUUAAUUUCAUUUCUACAAUACCUCGAGAGUGUACUGAUUCUACUGGACCACUGAGGGGUACAGUCCAGAAAUGGCUUCUUCAGAAAAAAGAAUGUUCUGAGAGGAACACUUUGUUGGAUGAGCUUAUUGAUUUCCCGACCACCUUCAUGAAGCACACAGGCAUAGAGGGGUCGUAUUUAUAUGAUGACGAGGAUGUGGGUGCAUGGGAAGCUGAAGCACGGAGGUGGGCUAGGACCCUUCUUCUUGUAACCUCAGAGGAACAUCAUUUCAAGCAAAUAUUUACGUUCCUGGAGAAAUGUGGUAACAAGCUUUCUGAACAUUCUUCAACGAGAAAAUGUGCUGACGUGAAGUUUUUUAUCAUCAUUAUAUGCUUGAUCGAGGAGCUUGAAGUUAGACAGAAAAAGCUUGUUCACCAAAAUAACGCCAUCGCCGGUGGAGGUUCAGAUACGACAAAUGGAUUAGAGCACCGUGCUCUCACUCAGAUGUUUGAAAAAUCAUUGCUUUCAGUUCUGGAAAAUAUGGUGGCCUUCAGCAAGCAAUCUUGCUCAGUUUUCUGGUUAAAAAAUACAGACAACAUGGAUUUACCAUGUUCUAUUAAAGGAAGGCUUGGAGGUCCGAGUCAGCGUCGUUUAGCUACUUCUAUAACCUCUUCAGUGUUGCAGUGUAUUUGGUCUAUGAGGUGUGUUAGUUCUGUUGUCUCAUGGUGUAACCACUACACCUCUGAUGUUUCUUUUCAUUCAGCAUUUUCAUUCCUCUGGGAAUUCUGUUGGGAAGUGAUCCAGCAUUGUACUUAUGCCACUGAGAUUGGAGCUGAACUUCACUUGGCAGCUUAUGAAGCUCUAGCUUAUGUUCUAGCAGCUCUAUCUACUGCUCCCUUUUCUCAGUUUCUGGAUUUCAUGGAAACAAAGCAAACAAACCAAACCAUCAUAUUAUCAUUGGAUCUUCUGGCGACCACUUUUCUUGGUAAUAUAAACAAUCUCCUUACAAAUGGAGUCCUAACACGAAGCAGACGAGCUGUUUUAAUGUGUUGGAAGUGGCUUUGUGUAGACUCCCUUUUAUCCAUUUCUAGCUGCUGUGAUGAGAAUGAAUCUCAGAUGAAGACAUCAGGUUCCUUUUAUUCAGAUUCAACCCUCCAGUCCAUCUUUAUUGAUAUUAUUGAAAGUCUUGAAAAUGCUGGCGAGAAUUCUGUUGUAUCCAUCCUUAGAUGCGUGAGGUCUGUUUUGGGGCUUAUACACUUAAAUAGGAGUCGCCAAAAUUUAUCCUCUCUGGGCAUCAGUUAUGAGAUGAUGAUGCAAUUGGUAAAGUCUUCCUGGCUCUUGCACCUUAGCUGCAAUAAACGCAGGGUCGCACCAAUUGCUGCACUGCUGUCCGCAAUAUUGCACCCAUCAAUCUUUCCCAAUUUGGAAAUGCACCAGACAAAUGAAAAAGGGCCAGGACCUUUGAAAUGGUUUGUCGAGACUCUUCUUAAUGAAGGCUCAAAGAGUCCUCGAACUAUUCGCCUGGCAGCUUUGCACCUGAGUGGUCUAUGGUUGAUGUACCCCCAAACUCUUAGAUUUUACAUGGAGGAACUUAAGCUAUUAGCAUUAUAUGGAUCUGUGGCAUUCGAUGAAGAUUUUGAAGCUGAACUGUCUGAAAAUCACGAGGCAAGAUUUGAAGUUUCCAUGCUAGCGCAAAGUCCAGACUGUGAAUUCACAGAGGUGUUCAUUAAUACAGAAUUGUAUGCCCGUGUUUCAGUUGCUGCUCUAUUUCAUCAGCUAUGGAAGCAAAUCAAAGAAAAGAGCAAAUUGGAGACAGAAGAAGCUCUUCAAUGUGGCAAACUAUUUUUACUUAAACUUCUGGAUUCAGCGGUGAAUGACAAUGAUCUCUCGAAAGAACUUUACAAGAAAUACAGCAGUGUACAUAGGCGCAAAGUUCGUGUGUGGCAGAUGAUAUGUGUUUUGUCACACUAUGUAGAGGAAGACAUAGUUGAGGAAGUGACAUCUACUGUUCACACCUGUCUUUACAGAAAUAACCUACCUGCUGUCCGGCAGUACUUGGAGACGUUUGCUAUACUUAUUUACUUAAAAUUUCCAACACUGGCUGAAGCACAGCUUGUUCCUAUUUUUCAUGACCACGGAAUGCGACAACAGGCACUAUCUUCAUAUGUUUUUAUAGCAGCAAACGUAAUCCUCCAUUCAGGGGAGCUGGUUGUCCAGAGAAACCAUCUUAAUCAACUGCUUCCUCCAAUAAUUUCAUUUUUAACAUCCCAUCAUCACAGUCUACGUAGUUUCACUCAGCUACUUGUCCACACUGUUUUUUCCAAGUUGUGGCAUAUUUUGCAACUAGAAAGCUCAGAAAAUCCAUCCAUCGAGAGGAGGUGCUUUCAAGAUUUGAAAAAGUAUCUGGCAGAGAAUACCGACUGCGCAAGGCUAAGAGUUUCAAUCGAAGGUUUCCUUGAUGUUUUUGAUCCUGAUAUAUCUGGGACUCCACCGGGAAUAUUUACAGCUCGCAUUGAGUCGUCUGGCUUUGAAUGUGUUCCAGUGUCGGUGUUGGAGCGAGUAAAUAACUUUUUGAAUGACGUGAGGGAGGAGCUGAGGCAUUCUAUGAUAAAGGAUUCAGCAACAAUCAAGAACGAGGGUCUGGCGGUGAGCAAACACGAGGAGGGCACCGAAGAGAAGAUAGUAGCCAGUCAAGAUUUCCAGAAGAAGAUCAUACCCCACCGGGACUCGGAGCAAGCAGCGAGCAGCAACGGUGCGGUCAUGGGCAACAAUGACAUCUCGCGACUGCUCUUCGAGAUGGAGGAAGACGACGACACGUUCAACCUUGCGGUGGAAUCAAGGAAGGAGGCGGCGGAGACUGUGAGGCAGAGCCGGCAGGAUCUGAUCGUGGUGGCGUCGUUGGUGGAGCGGAUCCCGAACCUGGCGGGGCUGACCCGGACGUGCGAGAUAUUCAGGGCUGGCGGGCUGGCGGUGGGGGACAUGGGGGUGGUCCAGGACAAGCAGUUCCGGCUGAUCAGCGUGACUGCGGAGAAGUGGGUGCCGAUGGUGGAGGUGCCGGCGGAGAGCGUGAGGGCGUUUUUACAGAGGAAGCGGGCGGAGGGGUACACGGUGGUGGGGCUGGAGCAGACGGCCAACAGCGUGGCGCUAGACGAGUUUGUGUUCCCGGCCAAGACGGUGGUUGUGCUAGGGCGGGAGAAGGAAGGGAUCCCGGUGGACAUCAUCCAGGAGGCGGUGGACGUGUGUGUCGAGAUCCCGCAGCUUGGCGUCGUCCGGUCACUCAACGUACAUGUCAGCGCCGCCAUCGCCAUCUGGGACUACACCCGUCAGCAGCGCUCCCGCUCCUCCUCCUCCUCGCGGUAGGUAGCUUCCGGUUCUCCUUCCUGUUGGAGUAAACCAGAGAAGGCUGCCAUGUCUGUUGUGUAACAUGCAUGGACCUGAACAUCCAUGACAAAACUGGUCAUGAACCUUCCUCACUCAGGACUAGAUUGUUAGAUUUAUGCACUGAACUGGUCAUGCAUGAUGAAAACUCUUUGCAAGAAGAUGUCAACCACUCUAGUUAAGAUCAGAUGAAAAGUUCCUGCUCUCCAUCGCCGUGUCGUCGUCGUCGCUUCUUGCUGCAAGUACUUGACCACUUGGAGAGAAAUUUGACCAGGCAUGAUACAUAUCUGAUUGACUUGAUCAUAACAGGGGCUGCUACAUAUAAUAGUUGUGUUAGGUGCACUCAUGCAUGGAUUGACGUGCCCAGUUUUCAAAUUUGACCAGGCAUACUUGACACAAUCCAGACUGUUACUCAUACCUAUUCCUUCUUUAUGUAUGAAUUAUUAAAGGGGAAAUGUGUCCCUUAGGCAUACUAAAAGGGAACUUGAUGGCAAUAUAUCAAAGAUUUGAGUA